This is a messenger RNA of Eremomyces bilateralis CBS 781.70, 1590 nucleotides long. RefSeq names its product HSP20-like chaperone. The transcript has a single exon. Gene Ontology annotation, biological process: response to salt stress; response to heat; protein folding. Lineage: Eukaryota; Fungi; Ascomycota; Dothideomycetes; Eremomycetales; Eremomycetaceae. Bases 338 to 1216 code for a protein of 292 amino acids. The record is from RefSeq and is a predicted model, not a curated record.
CUUCGACGCAGCCCUGGCUUGAUAUCGCAGCGAUGAGUCGACGCGUGGCAUUUAGCCGCCUUCCGUAAACAGUCUCGAUAGUAGCUUCUAGCUACUUCGCGCUUCACAUAGAGCGCGACCGGCCAAUAGAAUAGAUGAUUACGUUGGUUUAUCCACUGAUCAAUCUUGAGAGGCGAGAUUGCGUAUGCUUCUCUGCCUGUCCUGGAAGCGUGUAUAAAACGAGGUUUGGUAUUGUAUUUUCGAGUCUCAAUAAAGCAAUUCGAUCAAUCUCACAUUCACGUACACCAUCACCCAAAUCUAUUUCACAGUUUUUUGACCAUCUCUUUAUCGAUCCAACAUGCCGUCCAUCAGAUAUAUCAACCAAUCCGCUCCAUUCUGGGACUUCGUCGCCGGCCUCGAAGACCAGGGAACCAACCAUCCUUUCUUCGCCGCCCAUACUUCUGAAGGCGGCCACCCAGGGUGGACAGGUCCCCCUCACCACGGCUGGCGUCUCUGGCAGCAACGUCAGGAGCAAGCAGCCCAACCUGGACCUUCAAAUACUGAGAAAGACACCGCACGAGAGAGUGAUGGCGAGACCUUAGCUCCCGAGGGCGACUCGUCCGCUGCGAAGGAAAAGUCGUCGGAGACCACUCCGGAAGGCGCCCAGAACCCUGAACAUCCCCGAUGCGGUCGACGAGGAGGAUGGGGCCGUAAUGGAUGGGGUGGCCGGCGUGGUGGUCGUCAUGGUUGGGGCCGUGGAGGUCCAUGGGGUGGCCCAGGUGCCUUCAGUGUCGGCGCCGGACCUUUCGGUCUUGGACAAUUUGCGGAGAUAUUCAACUCACAACUGUUUGGAGGCGAACAAGGCGAGAAGAGUCAGGAUGACUUCACUCCCGACGCCGAUGUCUUCGAUACCGAAACGGAAUACGUCAUCCAUGUGUCGCUGCCCGGUGCGAAUCGAAAUGAUAUCGGAGUGAACUGGGAUGCGGACAAGAGCGAGUUGAGCAUCGCCGGUGUCGUUCACCGCCCGGGUGAUGAAGAGUUCUUGAAGACUCUAGCGUUGAAUGAGCGGAAGGUCGGGCCGUUUGAGAGGAAGAUUCGCUUGGGAACUCGUGCCAAUCCGGCUCAGGUUGAUGUCGAUGGGAUCACGGCCAAGUUGGAGGAUGGUAUCCUGCGCAUUGAAGUUCCGAAGAAGGACAAGGACGACUUUGUUCGUGUGCAGAAGGUUGAUAUUGAAUAGUUGUUGUGGCUGGAGUGUUAGUGUGAACCGUACAUGUCUUUCCUUCAAUUAGCAAUACCAUAGCAUCUGCAACGAAACAAUCAUGAAUCCACGCACUGUAUUGAUAUGAGACAAUGUGAUGUUCGUAAGAACAUUCCAGCAAGAGAGCCAACAGGAACAUAGGCACGAUGCGAUUGGUCCAACUUGUUUUCAAUCUGGUAGCACGGCUCCCGGUUGGCUGCAGGCGAUUCACUGUUUCAUCAUCAGCACACCACAUCUUUCAUAUGUUGUCAUUCCCGAAUCUAGGAUUCAUGCACAUGGCGAAGCUGUCAACACGUCACUGGCUAGCCCGAAACGGGGCCGUAUGAAGCUAGGAUACUACGGACAGUGGCCUG